Messenger RNA from Necator americanus (New World hookworm), 1548 nucleotides. RefSeq lists its product as uncharacterized. NCBI's taxonomy places the organism in Eukaryota, Metazoa, Nematoda, Chromadorea, Rhabditida, Ancylostomatidae. Bases 1 to 1548 code for a protein of 515 amino acids. The transcript is spliced from 15 exons. Gene Ontology annotation, biological process: phosphatidylethanolamine biosynthetic process. Gene Ontology annotation, cellular component: Golgi apparatus; endoplasmic reticulum membrane. Gene Ontology annotation, molecular function: ethanolaminephosphotransferase activity. The record is from RefSeq and is a predicted model, not a curated record.
AUGUUCAGCGGCACUAUUCCAAGCGGCAAUGAGGGGGCAUUGGCACUGCAGAGAAAAUGUGGAACACCGCAAGGAAGCGAUUAUCGAGUUUCUGUCUUUGUAACAUAUGAAAUUGUGUGGAACUUGUCAACUAGGUGUAGCUGGCGACGCUGGUCACGAGUACUCGUAGUCCGUAAACGAUGUCCUCCUGGGUUCCUGGCAUGCGAGAAAAUCUUGCCCACGGAGUUCUUGAGAUGCCGAUUGCGGGAUAUUGGCGAAGAAUUACCAGUGGGAAAGAGCGACGUAACCAAUGUUGCCACAUGCACAGAGAUCAAGAAGGCAACACCCAGCGCGGUGACGGUCACCGAAGGAUUUGUUGCACGGAAACGAAGGAAGAUACUUAUGGGACUAUUCGAGACGAAAUACUUAUCCGCUUCUCAACUCAAAGGAUUUGAUUCAUACAAGUACUCCUGUGUUGACACCAGUCCUAUUUCUAAAUACAUAUCGCAUCCGUUCUGGAAUUGGCUCGUAACUUUCUAUCCUCGAACAUGGGCACCAAACGUUCUCACUCUUCUCGGGUGGUCCCUCGUGAUGGCAUGCUUCCUGGUUGAGUCCGUGCUUGAUUAUGAUCUUACCGCAAACAGCGUUGGAUCGGAGCAGCCUAUUCCUGAUUGGUUCUGGAUGUUCGCUGCAAUUUGUACGUGGCUAGGAUACACUUUAGAUGGGACUGACGGCAAGCAAGCAAGACGUAUCGGAGCCUCUGGGCCAACAGGAGAAUUAUUUGAUCAUGGUCUUGAUUCUUGGUCUACAGUGCCAUUUACAAUCACGAUUUUUUCAGUUUUUGGUAGAGGAGAGUACAGUGUCUCUCCUAUACAUUUGCUGAGCGUUCUCAUAAGCGUACAAAUUGUUUUCAUCGUCACUCACUGGGAGAAGUACAAUACUGGGAUUCUUUUCCUUUCAUGGGGAUAUGAUGCAAGUCAGUAUACGCUAGUCUUUGUCUAUCUGUUUACUUAUUUUGUGGGUUACAAAUGGUACAAAUUCUAUGUCUUCGGUGAAGUGACUCUAGCAGUCGUCUUCGAAGCCACUUUUUAUUUUUGUUGCGUUGGAUCGUUGAUCAUGUCAGCAUACAAUAUGUGGUACUCAUACGCAGUUGAAAACACUUUCAAGCAGCCAUCUAUUUAUGAAGCCUCUCGUCCUAUAAUCCCGUCUUUCAUACUGUUUGCUAUUUCCUUAGCCUGGGCUGCAUAUUCUCCAACAGACGUUUGCGGGAAAGAUCCUCGGAUAUUCUUCUUCGCAAUGGGGACAGUUUUUAGCAAUAUCGCGUGUCGUCUUAUAAUCGCACAAAUGUCGAACCACCGCUGUGAAGUCAUGAACUUACUUCUAGCAGUGUACGCAUCAUCCGCAGGGUUCUCAUUUUUUAUGCCAAGCAUGGAACUGAUCAUUCUUCGUUUGAUGUGUUUGCUUGUGGUAGUAGCUCACGUACACUACGGCGUAUGCGUGGUCCGGCAAUUGUGCGCUCAUUUCAAAAUCCAUGCUCUGGAUGUUUCCUACUUGCAAAAACGACCAUAA